AUGGUUGUCAGUGGAUUCAAUCCUUCCGAUUCGCAUCUAGUGACCAGCUUCUACUACAUCUCCGUGCUAUUGGGAUUUACUGCCUUUUAUUUCUGGGAGCUCAAUGUGGACCAACCAGUCAUACCUGUCAAGAUGCUACACAAUCAAACAGUUCUGGCGAGCUCUUUGAACUGCUUCUUCACCUCCAUCAAUAUGUUUUCAUCGCUGUUUUAUUUACCCUUUUAUUGGUCAAGUGUAAAAAAUGUGUCUCCCUUGGAUUGUGGUUACAGAUCUAUAUCUGGCUCGGUUGUGGCAUCCUUCACAUCAAUUUUCGCAGGCUGGCUCAUCAAGAAAACCGCCAAAUAUAAGACAUUACACUACAUAUCGGCAAUCACUAUUGUGUUGGGAAGCUUCCUCUUGUACUCCUCUACCAGGUACGACGGUGCAAUCAAGGAUAGCUUGAUUUCUCUACCCCUAAGGUACGGUGCAUCGGCAGACAUUACAACCAUUAUAGUUGCCAUGAUCAGUUCUGUUCCUCAAUCACAACAGUCGUUAGUCACUUCCAUCUCCUACGGAUUCCGGUCGACCGGCUCGACCAUCGGUGUUUCCCUAUCGAGUGCUAUUCUGCAGAGUACCUUGAGGAAGUCACUUACGGGAAACUUUAGAAACCUGGAAAACACCCUUCUACCUCCUGGAUGGAGCUUGGAGAUGUUGUCAAAGGCCAAACAGGUGGCUUUAGAAAACCCUAGCUAUGCAUUCACCGAGGGAUUACCCGAAACAGUCAAAGAUGCCAUUGUUUCUUCCUAUGACAGUGCCGGUCAUAGUAUCUUUCUCUUUCUAAUAGCCACUGCGAUCUGUAGUGCUGUUUGUAUCCACUAUACAGAAGAAAACGAGCUAGAGGAGAAGACAUGA
Molecule: messenger RNA, 891 nt
Organism: Pichia kudriavzevii
Lineage: Eukaryota; Fungi; Ascomycota; Pichiomycetes; Pichiales; Pichiaceae
Exons: 1
Coding region: 1-891 (296 amino acids)
Biological process (GO): basic amino acid transport; transmembrane transport
Cellular component (GO): fungal-type vacuole membrane
Molecular function (GO): basic amino acid transmembrane transporter activity
Source: RefSeq, a predicted model, not a curated record